Messenger RNA from Acanthamoeba castellanii str. Neff, 531 nucleotides. Its product is annotated as Serine/threonine specific protein phosphatase. The record is from RefSeq and is a predicted model, not a curated record. The transcript has 4 exons. The annotation marks the transcript as partial. NCBI's taxonomy places the organism in Eukaryota, Discosea, Longamoebia, Acanthamoebidae.
AUCGAGGAAAAGGGCACCUGGCUACACACAGCAACGAUGGGCGAUCCCUGCUUCAUGGUCAUCCGGAAUGGCAAGCGAUUCUACCGCUCCACGCCUAGUUAUGCGCAGUUCAACGAGCCUAACCACUUCAGCGGCUCAGUCAUCACCUUUGCCAUGGACCCGAGCAUCAAGCACAACUCCGUCAAGUACGGCAACCCGCCGCACGUGCUCCUGAAGGGCGACAUCAUCGUAGUGGGCACAAAUGGGUUGUUUGACAACGUCUGGGACGACGAGAUCGUCGAAGUUGUCAACCGAACGAUCGAGAAUACCAAAGUUGAUGAGGAAACAGCAGCGGCUUAUCCUCUCGAGGGAAUGAUCGAUCCGGAGAUCAUCGCCGAAGCCUUGGUGAAGCAGGCUACCGCCAACUCGACCAAUUUGGAAAAGAAGUCUCCAUUUGCUGAAUACGCGGAGAAGGAGGGGUACAUCUACAUAGGCGGCAGAGAGGACGACGUCACCGCCGUAGUGUCCUACGUGGUGCCGCAGAAGAACUGA